Molecule: messenger RNA, 3009 nt
Organism: Notolabrus celidotus (New Zealand spotty)
Lineage: Eukaryota; Metazoa; Chordata; Actinopteri; Labriformes; Labridae
Product: MAGUK p55 subfamily member 6-like
Exons: 14
Coding region: 371-2029 (552 amino acids)
Cellular component (GO): cell-cell junction; plasma membrane
Molecular function (GO): protein binding
Source: RefSeq, a predicted model, not a curated record
CAGUGGAUAUCAUGAGCACAGCUCUGUGUGUGUUUGGACGGGGACCUGAGGGGAAGGGGCGCAGCAGCAGCAGGCAGCAGACACACUGGAAAUGCUCCAAGAAGUUUCUAUUGCGCAAGUGAUACGCGAAUUAGACAUUUUUGAAAUGAGGGCAAGAAUGAAAGCGUGACUGGGUGCCAUUAUUAAAAACAGGCCAGAGGUACCAGAUGAGUGUUUAGAAGAGCUCGUGGGGCUUUGUGUCAUAGUGCAGCAUUGAUGAUCUGAACACAGUUUGUAGCCCUCCAUUUGCUCUGGUUUUUGUAAGCGGGCAGUUGGGCAGCUUUUGACCGUGUUUAGAGCGUUUCACCGCCUUGAGCUGAGGAAUAUAAACAUGACUGUAGCCAACGCAAAGUCUGGCACAGCCAUGCAGCAGGUACUGGACAACCUGAAAGACCUGCCAUCAGGUACAGGCGCCAAAGAUAUUGACCUCAUCUUCCUCAAAGGCAUCAUGGAGAGCCCCAUUGUCCGCUCCCUCGCUAAGGCUCAUGAGCGUCUUGAAGAAGUGAAGUUGCAGGCUGUGCGGGAUGAUAAUGUCCAGCUGGUCACAGAGAUCCUGGAUUCCCUCAACAACAUGCCACAAAAGGAUGCUGCCUCUGCAGAGCUUGCCAAAAUCCUAGAGGAGCCUCACUUUAAGUCUUUGAUAGAGGCUCAUGACAAAGUAGCUGCAAAGUGCUAUGAAAUGCCCAACGCUGCGGUUAACAGUGAUGCUUCGUUGAAGAGCUCCCUAAUGCCAGCUGAUGCUGUCAGGAUGAUUGGCAUCCAGAAGAAGGCUGGAGAACCACUGGGUGUGACGUUUCGUGUAGAGCAAGGAGAGAUGGUGAUUGCACGGAUCCUGCAUGACAGCUCGAUUGACAGGCAAGGCAUGCUGCACACAGGGGACAUAAUCCGCGAGGUGAACGGUCGUGAGGUCGGUAGCAACCCCAAUGAACUCCAGGAGCUGCUGAGGGACUGCAGCGGCAGUGUCACUCUAAAGGUCCUGCCAAGCUACAGUGACACACCAGCACCUCCACGGAUUUAUCUGAAGCCACACUUCAACUAUAAUCCAGCCACAGACAACUUGAUCCCCUGUAAAGAUGCAGGCUUGGCCUUUUCCAAGGGAGACAUCCUUCAUGUGGUGAACAAGGAGGACCCCAACUGGUGGCAGGCAUGCAAAGUUGUUGGGGGCGCCACUGGUCUCAUCCCCAGCCAGUUUUUGGAGGAGAAGAGGAAAGCUUUUGUGAGGAAAGACUGGGAUGCUCCUGGUUCAGGAAUGCUCUGUGGAACUCGAACUGCAAAGAAAAAGAAGAAAAAAAUGAUGUAUCUCACCUCCAAGAAUGCAGAGUUUGACCGUUAUGAGCUGCAGAUCUACGAGGAAGUCGCUAAGAUGCCUCCUUUCCAGAGGAAAACACUGAUUCUAAUCGGAGCCCAGGGAGUUGGGAGGCGGAGCCUAAAGAACAGACUUAUUGUCAUUAACCCUCUGCGUUAUGGAACCACUGUACCCUUCACGUCACGCCCUCCAAGGGAAGAGGAGAGAGACGGGCAGAACUACUGCUUUGUGAUGCGGGAAGUGAUGGAGAAGGACAUCAAGGGUAGCCGCUACCUGGAGCACGGCGAGUACGACGGCAACCUUUAUGGUACCAAGAUCGACUCCAUCCAUGAAGUGGUGGACGCGGGCCGAACCUGCAUCCUGGACGUUAACCCUCAGGCCCUAAAACUGUUGAAGACUGCUGAGUUUAUGCCAUUUGUAGUGUUUAUUGCUGCCCCUGAGCUGGACACCCUAAGAUCUAUGCACAAAGCUGUGGUUGAUGCUGGACUAACUACCAAACUACUCACAGAGAAUGACUUGAAGAAGACCGUGGAUGAGAGUGCCAGGAUCCGCCGGGCAUACAGCCACUACUUUGACCUCACUAUCAUCAAUGACAAUCUGGACAAGGCCUUUGACACACUGCAGGAGACGGUGGAGCGGUUAUUUAUAGAGCCACAGUGGGUCCCGGUAAGCUGGGUCUACUGAUGUUUUACCCCCCUACUGGACCGACGCAGCUGUUCGAGUCUCCAGUAGGACACCUGAAGGGAGGAUACAACAGUGUACUCAACACACGGACAAAGUGUUGGACAUCAGCCCUGUGUGAAUUCAGGUCUUGCACAAAACUGCAUCAAAACUUAGUCACCUUGAUCUGAAUUGACAGAUUCUUUUUAAGCACACUAUGCAACACAAAACACACAGGAAGUGUACUUAUUUAUUGGCAAAACAUUUUUUAAAGAGUAUGUUCUAUUCAUGUGGAUUGGGAGAAAAUACUGGUCUCUAUGUGAGUUUAUCUUAAAGAAAAUGCCAUUUUUGUCAUGUCCUGUUUUAAUUUCCGAUCUGUUUGUGAGAUAGGUAAAGUAUAUUUAUUCUGCAGGUAUGAGGAGGGCUUGCUCAUUGGAAAGAUCAAUACCUCAGUGUCAUGGUUUACAGUGGAUAUGCCUCCAGUAGUUCACCUCAGUCUGUCACUCAUGUACAAGUUUUCAUUUCAUAAUACACACUCAUUCAUUUAGAAUAUAUUCACAAUAUUGAGUCCUUUAUUUCUCUUCAGGACUAUAUUGAUGCUCUGGUGUCUUUACAGUUCAACCACAUUCAUGGGAAAUGGCCAGUUCCAGUUUGACAUUGCAUAGAAGUCAAAGUAACGCUGUAGUGUUAACCCAUUAUUUCUCUCUCACUCAAGCACAACACAUUACAUUAACUAUGUUUGUCAGACUUUAGAAUCAUGUGAGUAUUUCUGACUGUCCAACCCAUCGUGGUGCUUCGUUUGUGUGUAUUUGGAAGACAGAAAAACUUUCCACAGGACUCUUGAACAGGGUACUGCAUCUCAGUGAAACAUCCCUUUUUGAUGUGACAUAACUAAAACUUACUUGUUUUAGACAGUUUAUAUUGACUAAUAAAGAUAUAUUUUACAAGGUGUUAGAAAAAAAAAGAUGUAUUUUCAACUGUCAAAUAAACUAUGUGUUUUCUAA